UAUCCAGGUUUCCUUUUUAACAAGCAAACACUCCAACUUUUUUACUCUUUCUUUUUUUUGUUCGCGAGACCCUCGCAACUAUUAAUUAACUUUUGCUUUCUUAAUCCUCAAAGUCUUACCCAACCGAAAGAAAAAAAAAAGAAGUAUGAAGAGAGUUAGAUCUGAUUUCGAAGAAUCCAUCAAGAAUCUAGACAUUGCCAAAUGUCUGAUGAUACUAGCGCAAACCUCCAUGGCUAAUCAGAUUAGUUUGAACCAGAACCAACAUACCGAGAGCCAUACAAGCAACCGAUUCGAAUGCAAAACGUGUAACAAGAGAUUUUCUUCGUUUCAAGCCCUUGGUGGUCAUCGGGCAAGUCAUAAGAAGCCGAAGCUCACUACCGUUGACGUUGAGCAGAAAGAUGUGAAACAUCUUAGCUACAAUUACAAAGGAAAUCAUUCGCACGAGUGUUCAAUAUGCGGUCAAAGUUUUGGGACAGGACAGGCUUUAGGUGGUCACAUGAGACGGCAUAGGUCAAGCAUAAAGGUCGAGCCAUCGUUCAUCUGUCCCGUGAUUCCUACCAUGCCUGUUUUGAAACGAUGCAGCAGUAGCAAGAGGGUUUUGAGUUUGGAUUUGAAUCUAACUCCCUUAGAGAAUGAUCUUGAAUAUAUUUUUGGGAAGACAUUUUUCCCAAACAUAGAUAUGAAGUUCGUUCUUUAGUUUUUUUUUUUUUUUGUUUCUUAUACUUUCUCUCGAUCAUUUGUAUUGCAAUUCCCAUUCUUUUAAUUCUUUAAACGUUUAUGUCA
This is a messenger RNA of Capsella rubella, 783 nucleotides long. Its product is annotated as zinc finger protein ZAT11. The transcript has a single exon. Lineage: Eukaryota; Viridiplantae; Streptophyta; Magnoliopsida; Brassicales; Brassicaceae. The record is from RefSeq and is a predicted model, not a curated record. Gene Ontology annotation, biological process: response to stress; response to chitin. Bases 146 to 697 code for a protein of 183 amino acids.